Messenger RNA from Mollisia scopiformis, 777 nucleotides. RefSeq lists its product as uncharacterized. The coding region runs from base 1 to 777 and encodes 258 amino acids. Lineage: Eukaryota; Fungi; Ascomycota; Leotiomycetes; Helotiales; Mollisiaceae. The transcript has 3 exons. The record is from RefSeq and is a predicted model, not a curated record.
AUGCCAGCCUUCAGGAGGAUAGGAAAGAAGAAAUCAUCAGAGAGUCAUGAACGUGAUUCGAAAGCUGAAGAGUCAGAUCGUGUCCGAGACCGAUCUGUGCACCCUUUGACACAGGAUGAAAUUGAUGAGAAACCGUGGAAGUACAUCGGGUAUCGAGGGUACACCGAUUUCAUUGCCUCAGACAACGAUUUUUUAAUGGUAAGAAGGUUUGCGAGUGUGAGUGCAAGGAUUGUACUGUCGCUACAAGAUCAAGUCAUGGUCUUAGAGGAGCAAUUGAAUGAGCUAGAUUGGAGGUAUAGCAAACAGGAAGAGGAGGAUGUGAACAAUGGCACCUUUAGGGACGAUGAGGAAGAACGCGUCGAGUUGCUGGAGUCAUUACGGCUGAAAAUAUUGCAGUACAGUAAACUGAACCUCGCAGAUGAGUUCGUUCUUCAGCAAGCAGAAAUCAAGAAGCAUCCAACUGCAUCGCCACGAGACAUCAACAGCCUGCAGAACUGGCAUUUCAACCACCAAUACCGUGCUAUUGACGGCGCGGAACAAGCAUAUCUCUCACAUACCCGAGAUCUAUAUUCUGUUGUGCCAAAGGAAAAGACCCCACUACGUCGACUCCUCGAAAGAUCUGCGACUUUUCGAAUCCACUGGCUCUGGAAGGAAGAGAAGCCGCCCGAAUUGCCCCUCUUCGAGAGAGACAACCCAUUCGAGGUUUUAGCUGCUACUGCAGCAUAUUCAGCUGUUCUGAUGGUAUUCUUGCAGUUGAACACGCCAGCUGUGGGAUGA